CAGCUUGUGGGAAAUCCUGAAGAUGGCCAAAGACGAUUCCACUGUUCGGUGCUUCCAGGGCCUGUUGAUUUUUGGACACGUAAUUGUUGGUAUGUGUGGCAUCGCCCUGACAGCAGAGUGUAUCUUCUUUGUAUCUGACCAACACAGUCUUUACCCACUUCUCGAAGCCACCAACAAUGAUGAUAUCUUUGGGGCAGCUUGGAUAGGCAUGUUCGUGGGCAUCUGCCUCUUCUGUUUGUCCGUUCUAGCCAUAGUAGGAAUUAUGAAGUCCAACAGGAAAAUCCUCUUGGCGUACUUCAUCAUGAUGUUUAUAGUGUACGGUUUUGAAGUGGCAUCUUGCAUCACAGCAGCAACGCAACGCGACUUUUUCACAACCAACCUCUUCCUGAAGCAGAUGCUGAUGAGGUAUCAAAACAACAGUCCCCCAACCAAUGAUGACAAAUGGAAGAACAAUGGGGUCACCAAGACCUGGGACAGGCUCAUGCUCCAGGACCACUGCUGUGGUGUAAACGGUCCGUCAGACUGGCAGAAAUACACCUCCGCCUUCCGGGUGGAGAAUAAUGAUGCUGACUACCCCUGGCCUCGGCAGUGCUGUGUCAUGAACAAGCUUAAUGAGCCUCUCAACCUGGAUGCUUGCAAACUUGGGGUGCCUGGUUAUUACCACAGUCAGGGCUGCUAUCAACUGAUCUCCGGACCAAUGGACCGGCAUGCCUGGGGAGUUGCCUGGUUUGGAUUUGCCAUCCUCUGCUGGACUUUUUGGGUUCUCCUGGGCACCAUGUUCUACUGGAGCAGAAUCGAAUAUUAAGCACACACAGUGUCUCCACCAUACCUCCCUCCCUGGGUGACUCUGAAUUUGGUGCUGGAACCUGCUGUUUCAUGACACACCCUCUGUGUGCUCCGCCCCGUGACUCCUGCUUGUCUCUCUCAAAUGCCAGUUCCGGUGGAAUAGGCUUCCUUUAGGCUCUCAAGAUGCUGCAAUCCUUAGCAGAAAUAUUUCUCAUCCUUGCCUAAAUUCCACAACGUAUUUAUAUACUAUAAGACAGAAAGUGUACUAUAUAUGUACUAUAUUUAAUGUAGUACUUACAUGUACUAUAUAAGAGAAAAAUUUGGAGAGUGGAGAUGACUCUCAUUCCUGUCUAUGUUUAAUGUGGGAGCACAGUGAUAUUCAAAGGAGCCUGCCUCACCAUUCAUUGUAAGCUCUGUCUGUUUUGAGUAGCAAAUUCAAGAAACACUAUUUUCCUCAGCCUUGCAGGACUUUUGUUUGUCACUGUGUAGGCUGGGGGAGGGGGGUUGCCCUGUGAAGGAGGAGGACAUUGCAGAGUCAUGCCUUACUCUGCCUCUAGUUCUGCUGUGACUUCUGCCUGCAGUGUUCCUCACACCUUUGGAUGCCUUUAGUCUCCAGGACAACCCUUGAUUUUCGUUUAACAAAGUGUUCAGACUUCCUCUCAUGCCCUGUGGAGUGAUGUGCAUUUAUCAACCCCACUCUCUGUUCAUUGAGUAUAUGGAAACUUUGGGGACAUCGACCAUGCCCAUUUUACAUCAGCUCAGUCUUUUCCCCUCAGAGGUUUCAACCGGAAACACUUCUCAAACCGCGGGAUCCAUGCCAGCUAUUCAAACAAGUGAUUUAUAGGGUCUUUUGUUUGCUGUCAAAAUAGUUUGCUCACAUUAAGGAUCCCGAAGGAAGUCCUGACAAGUCACCGUUUGUUUGCCUAUCCAUAAAUAAAGGAGUCCAUAAAAUA
Messenger RNA from Mus pahari (shrew mouse), 1739 nucleotides. It is a transcript of the gene Upk1b, whose product is annotated as uroplakin 1B. NCBI's taxonomy places the organism in Eukaryota, Metazoa, Chordata, Mammalia, Rodentia, Muridae. The record is from RefSeq and is a predicted model, not a curated record. Gene Ontology annotation, cellular component: membrane. Bases 23 to 805 code for a protein of 260 amino acids. The transcript is spliced from 7 exons.